Sardina pilchardus (European sardine) is the source of this 5262-nucleotide messenger RNA. Its product is annotated as disintegrin and metalloproteinase domain-containing protein 11-like. Bases 316 to 2742 code for a protein of 808 amino acids. The record is from RefSeq and is a predicted model, not a curated record. Gene Ontology annotation, molecular function: metalloendopeptidase activity. Gene Ontology annotation, biological process: proteolysis. The transcript is spliced from 26 exons. Lineage: Eukaryota; Metazoa; Chordata; Actinopteri; Clupeiformes; Clupeidae.
CACCAUGUCCAUCAUACGUGCAUGUCGCCUGCCAACUAACUGAUUUUCACAUUUGUUUAACCAACAAAUGUUUUAUUGAUCGAUUCAUCACCAUCAUGUAUUUUUCUUUUAACUGCAGCGCCACCCCGUCUUAGAUUUAACCGUAAUGCGCCUGUCUGCUUAGGUUUUAAGCGGCAAAACAGAGCUAUUCCUCACCAGCAUUUUGAUACUAUUUUUCCGCCUUUCCGUGUGCAGCGGUCGUGUCGUUUUUCAUCGUGAAUUCGCCUCUUCACAGCGCUAUUGCUCAAUGUGGGAGCACGGGACUAUGUGAACAGGAUGCUCGCAGUGCGGUGCCUUGUGUUUGCUGCAGUGAGCGCGAGGUUUUCCGUGACAGGCGGUAGUGGCCAGUCUCUGGCGCGGGAUGCAAAUGUAUGGGACUGGGUUUUCCCGGAGAAAGAGCGGGGGGAGAGUAACUCGGUGGCUGAGGAAUUCGUCCACCCUCACCGGCUCUUGCUGCAGCGCGACUCAGAGGGGGAAACAGCCCACCCCCGCCUCGAUACCCGUCUGAGGGACACCCCAGACAGCGCAACGCCUGUCCAUCUGGCCCAAGGCAGUUUCCUGGUGGAGGCCUUUGGAAGCAACUUCAUCCUUGACCUGGAGCUAAACCAUGAUCUGCUGUCAGCAGACUAUGUGGAGCGACACUUUGAUGAGCAGGGAAAGCCUUUACAAUCUGUGGGAGGAGAGCACUGUUACUACCAUGGCAAGUUGAGAGGAGUUCCGGGCUCUUGGGCGGCUUUGUCAACAUGCCAUGGUCUAUACGGACUGUUUUCAGAUGGCCUCUACUCCUAUGGCAUCCAGCCAGUGGUCAACGGGAGCCACCAGGUUGAUGGAACCCACCGAAUUAGCAAGAUGCCCGAUGUCAGACUGCCACCCUCCUGCCCAGGUUGUACUCAGAAUGGCCAAGACAGCAACAUUUACAGAGAAGAAGAAGAAGAAGAAGAAGAUGGUUACUAUGGUGACAGUCUCGACACUCAAAAAAGGGCAGAACACACUGACGGUCUGAAACGCUCCAAGAGAAGGGCAUGGAGGCCCAGGGUCCAGACCGAGACCAAGUACAUCGAGCUCAUGGUUAUCAAUGACUAUGAAAUGUUUGUGCUGAUGAAACGCUCCACGGCUCAGACGAGGAACUUUGCUAAAGCGGUGGUGAACAUGGCCGACGCGAUAUACAAGGAGCAGCUCAACACCCGCAUCGUGCUGGUUGCCAUGGAGACGUGGUCGUCGGGGAACCCGGUUCCCGUGGAGGUGGACCCGCUGGUGACGCUGGAGAACUUCAUGAAGUACCGCAGGGAGAGCGUGCGGGAGGAGGCCGACGUGGUGCACCUGUUCUCGGGAACCACGUUCCAGAGCAGCCGCAGUGGAACAGCUUUUUCAGGGGGGGUGUGUUCUCUCACCAGAGGAGGGGGCAUCAACGAGUAUGGGAAUGUGUCCCCCAUGGCCAUCACUCUUUGCCAGAGUUUGGGCCAGAACCUUGGCAUGAGAUGGAACAACAUCCGCAGCUCUGCAGGUGACUGCAAGUGUCCAGACGACUGGCUGGGCUGCAUCAUGGAGGACACUGGCUAUUACCUCCCACGGAAGUUCUCUCGCUGUAGCUUGGAUGAGUACAUGCAGUUUCUGCUCCAGGGGGGAGGGAGCUGCCUCUUCAACAAGCCCAGCAAGCUCCUGGACCCUUCCGAGUGUGGCAAUGGGUUUGUGGAGCAAGGAGAAGAGUGUGACUGCGGCUCCCAAGUGGAGUGUGCCCGCAGUGGAGGGGCCUGCUGUAAGAAGUGCACUCUGACCCAUGAUGCCAUGUGUAGUAAUGGCCUGUGCUGCCGAGAGUGCAGGUAUGAGCUGAGGGGUGCUGUGUGCAGGGACGCGGUGAAUGAUUGCGACAUCCCGGAGACUUGUGCAGGGGACUCCAGUCAGUGUCCACACAACGUGCACAAGUUGGAUGGAUACAUGUGUGACAGCAACCAGGGACGGUGCUAUAAUGGCCGCUGUCGGACGUUAGAUGGACAGUGCAGAGGCCUGUGGGGCUUCAACGCUGCUGACCGGUUCUGCUAUGAGAAGCUGAAUGCGGAGGGCACAGAGAAGGGCAACUGUGGACGCAGCCCUGGAGGACAAGGGUGGACGCAGUGCAACAAACCGGAUGUGUUGUGUGGCUUCCUGUUCUGCUCCAACAUGACAGAGAAGCCCAAGUUCGGAGACCUGCAGGGCGAGGUCACCAGCCUGACCAUCUACCACCAGAGCAAGUACCUGGACUGCCGUGGAGGGCAUGCGGUGUUAGCGGACGGGUCAGACCUGGGCUAUGUGGAGGACGGGACGCCCUGCGGGCCCAACAUGAUGUGCCUGGAGCGACGCUGCCUCCCACUGACCGCAUUCAACCUCAGCACCUGCUCUGGGUCCAACUACGGACACAUCUGCUCUGACCACGGGACCUGCAGUAAUGAGGUGAAGUGCAUCUGUGAUAGAGACUACACAGGGAAGGACUGCAGUGUGUUUGACCCCAUCCCAGACCCUACCAAUCCGCCAGGCCCAGAUAAGAAAGGUCCCAGUGGUACCAAUAUAAUCAUAGGCUCCAUCGCGGGGGCUAUUCUCCUGGCAGCUAUAGUCCUGGGGGGGACAGGCUGGGGAUUUAAGAAUAUCCGAAGAGGAAGGUAUGACUCCACUGCUUCACAGGCCAUUGAGCAGCUCUUUGCCCCGACCCCUAAUGCCAGGAAGCAAUAGAUGGGUCCAGUAACCCUCAGAACACAUACCUCAACCAGCAUCAGUAGCACUCCCUGAAAUCACCCAGAGUCUGUCCAUCUCAUGGUUCAAUUCAUCGUUCAAUACAGACACUUAUUCACAAACCUGUACUCCAGCGAACAACAGAAGAAAAGAACUGCUUUAAAUACUUAACAUAGUUUAUUUAAAACAUGUAUGUAAUCAGUCAGAACUCUCUGGAACAGUUUUUGCUUCAUGGCCUGUAGUCACAAAAUACUGAUUUCAUCUGCCACUUAAAACGAGUUGAUGGUUGGGACAAAUAUAGCAUUAGAUGGUAGACUUUUACUCUCUGAUCUGCAGCCAUGAACUCUGGCAGUAGGAUGCAUGAGGUCAGCCUCCCUGUGUGCUGUCUUCCCUCUCCAGCUCCACUGUUUCCACUUGUUCUGAACUACUGGUACGUUUCCUUCUGCCUCUCUUACACUCUCCUUCUCUCCCACAGAUCUGGAGGAGCCUAAGACCCCUCUCUUCCUCUCUCUGUCGUCUCUGUUUGCCAUCCACUGGCCUGUCUGUCUGUCUGUCUGCUGCGUCUUCCUCAUAACCACGUCCUUUCCACCUCGGAGAAGAACAAGUCUUCCAUCCCUGGCCUACCCCUUUAAGAACACUAGACUCUUCUGCUUCCAGUCUUUCGUCCUCUGAUUGGUCCUGGUUUCUUGUCCGUCUGUCUGUAAUGGCUUCUCUUACGGGGAAGUGGAGCAGUUCCUCCCAUUAUCUUCCAACCAAUCACGUCUCUUCAGGUGGCCGUCCGUCACCGGAUUGACAACAUGAUAGUCAUUCCCAGAAAGAGAAGGGGUGAGACAGCUAUUUGCAGACAGCUAUGAGUGAGUGAGUGAGAGUGUGUGUGUGAUUGAUUCCCUCACUGUAUCAUUUCUGCAUCUUCCAAGCCUGAAUUUCCAGUAAGGAAAGCAUUAAUGAUGAACCGUACGGAUAUCAUGUUUGGAAAAGUGUUUCCAAAUGCCAUUGGGCCUUUGGUCUCUGGCUCCUAUGAUGAGAGCUGGCUUGAAGCUGACCAGAGGAGCCUCCAUGGGACCAAGUCUUGACAUUGAUCAUGAAAACAUGCAUGAUUGAAUGCACUUUUUGGGUGUUUUCACGUGGAGCGUAGAGGUCCUCCUCUCCAUGUUUGGGAGGGCCAUUUUGUGUCUGACAUGAGGAUGUAAUGCAUGCAUUUAGGCAACCAAUUAGAAGAAAAGAGGAUCACCAUGACAACAUGGUUGUUUUGGUUGAAGAAAAACAAAAACCUCUCUUCCCAAAGAAACAAACUUAACCAUUAGCAGGACCAUGUGCAAAAGAAAGUUUUUUGGAGAAACUCCAAAAUAUCUGACAUAUCUGCCAGGUGUAGUUCAAAAAGUGUGUGUGUGUGUGUGUGUGUGUGUGUGUGUGUGUGUGUGUGUGUGUGUGUGUGUGUGUGUGUGUGUGUGUGUGUGUGUGAGAGAGUGUGUGUGUGUGUGAGAGAGAAAUCAUGUGCAAUCAGGUUAGAAGAUGAAGGACAGUGUCCUGAAUUAUUUUGGUUUUGGGAUAAUUUUGUCACUCCUGCCAGUUUUGGUGACAACCUUAUUGAAGGGCAGGGACCACGUCAGUAUGCUGAGAACCGUAGAGAAGAUACAUUCCACGUUUAGACUCUUCAGUAGUAUGAAAAAAUACUCCUUCCACUGUAUGUUCCAAAAAAUGAAACAUUUUAAAGGGGCCUCAAUGCCUUAGAUUAACUGUCAAGUGUUUAUGUGUGUGUGUGUGUGUGUGGGAGAGCAAAUGUGUGUGAGGGUAUGUGUGCAUGUUUGUGUGGAAAGGUUGACGCACAGGUUGAUUAUGUAUAGAUGUUCAUUUAAGUAAUAUGUUGUGCUGUAGAUCUGUCAGUUUUAGACUUUUAGCAAGAGGGCGUUGUAGCUCAAACUGGACAUGCUUGAGGCCGUGUGCUACUACUGGCUAGUUCCACUAGGGGGAGCUACUGAGGUUGUGUAGGGGUGAUCGGCCAUUGCCUCCACCAUGGCAUUGGGGAACGGUAUCACCUGCACCAAGCCUGGGAAUGUGUUCCGUGAACAGUCAAUGCUUUCAGUAUGGCCACCGUAACCAGUUAGUGCUGUCAGCAGAGGGCCACAGUCCAGCAGUUGAUGAUGGACUAUGCUGACGCCAUUGACCAGUCACAGAGGCCAUUCUGGUGGCAUUGACCAGUCACAGUGGCCAUUCUGGUGGCAUUAACCAAUCAUGGAGCAGGCUCUGGCUUCAAAAAUGAGCAGUCUGAGCUACAACUACUUCUGCUUUUAGCAGCACACAAAGAAGAGAAAACAUGUUUCCUGUGAUGCAAACAACAUACAAAGAGCACUAUGUGUGCUCACUCAUAUGCACUUGUAGAUACCUACAUUUGCAAGAUAUAUGUGAGAUACGUGUGAAUAUCUGUUGAUAAUCUAUGAAUUUUAAAAUGUUAUAUUGGUGCAAUUUAUUUCAGAAAAUGGAUUAAUCAUUUACCUCAUGAAUCAUAUCUAUCUAUCUAUC